GAAAUGGAAGGAAUUCUAAAGAGAAGAUAUCCUAAUUCUUUACCUGCUUUAAUAUUGGCUGCAUCAGCAGCCGGUGAUACAGUAGAUAGAAACACAGUGGAAUUUAUGGAAAAAAGAAUUAAAAAACUAGAAGCCGAUCUGGAGGGCAAAGAUGAAGAAGCAAAGAGAAGCCUUCGUACCAUGGAACAAGAGUUUCAGAAAAUGAAGAUUCAGUAUGAACAGAGACUAGAGGAACAGGAGCAGCUGCUUGCCCACAAAUUGAAGGCAGCAUCCCAGAACCAACAUGACAACUCCUCCAGGGUUAAAGCACUGGAGAAAGAACUUCACGACAUUAAGGAAGCCCAUGAAAUCACUGUAAGAAACCUUGAAGCUGAAAUAGACACGUUUAAACAACAGAAUGCUGAGUUAGAACUCAAGAAAAAUAGAGAUGAUAAAGAUUUCCAGUCUAUCGAAUUCCAGGUGGAACAGGCUCAUGCUAAAGCUAAACUGGCAAGACUCAAUGAGGAGCUGGCGGCAAAGGGGAGAGAAAUACAAGACCUUUCGAAAACUGUGGAGAAGCUUCAGAAGGAGAGAAGAAUGAUGCUAUCCAGUCAGCACUCCAAGGGGAGGGAGGAAAUGACUGCAAAAAGGGCAAAGAAGGAAGUUUCGCACGCAGAGGUUUUGCAAGAAAACUGCAGAUUGAAAAAUGAACUGGAGAAAGUAAUCGUGGAGAGGAAUGAGUUGAAGAUGAAAUCUGACAUAGCUAUGAACCAGUUUGAGAAUUCCAUGAAAAGGGUCAAGGAAGACACUGCAGCACACAUCACAUCUCUCAAAGCAUCUCAUCAGAGGGAAAUAGAGAAACUCCUUUGCCAAAACGCAGUAGAAAAUUCCUCUUCCAAAGUAGCUGAAUUAAAUCGUAAAAUAGCAACUCAAGAGGUACUUAUAAAACAUUUCCAAAAUCAAGUUAAUGAGCUACAAGAUAAACAAGAAUCUCUUAUAGUUUCUCAAGUUCGAGAAGAAAUCCUACAGAAAGAGAUUACAAAACUCUUAGAAGAAUUGAGAGAGGCCAAAGAAACCCAUACACCAGAGAUGAAACAUUUCAUGGGCUUAGAAAAGAAAAUUAAACAGAUGGAAAUGAGACAUAAACAACGAGAGCAAGAACUUCAACAGAUAAUACAGCAGACACACCAAGUAGUAGAAACUGAGCAAAACAAAGAAAUUGAGAAAUGGAAAAGACUCGCACAGCUGAAGAAUCGUGAGCUGGACAAGUUCCGCACAGAAUUAGACUCGAUAUUAGAUGUUCUACGAGAGCUGCAGCGGCAGGGGGUGGUGGUGCCCGUUGCCUUUGCGGAGGAAGUGACUGCACCACAGUAUUAGCUAGACCUUCAGACGUCACAGGACCUCCCGGAAGGGCCUGAGGCGUGGUGGCUGGGAUCGGGCCUCGUCAGAGAAGGCUGUUGAAAACAAGUUCCAGGAUGUUCCCAGAAAACAACACAAAAGCAACAUUUCAAAAUAAAUUGCUCUUAACCAAUAAGAAAAAAAAAAGAAGCAUUGGAGCAUAUUUUACUGAAAAUCUUUAACCAGUCACGUUUUACAUAAUUUACGGACAAGUCUCUUUAUGUCAGGUGAUUAGAAUUAGUGAAUUUCAUAGUAAAAGUCCUCACUUAUACGCUAGAUGUGAAAAGAAAAGAAAAUUGCAUCCACUCUGCCAUUAAGUGCCAGAAAAGCAGCUCCUCUUUCUCAUGGAAACGCAGGGAGGAGGUGAGCACAGUGGCUGGCACAACCACACCGCCAGUCACCGAGCAGGAGAGUUUCUGCCAUAACUUGAACAAGAAUCAUAAUUUCCGUGUAGUAGAUAGUGAACUAUCUUCUGUCACCCAGAUUUCCACUCGCACCUCUAUGUGCCUCAUUUUUGUCACUUGCUAUAAGUGCAAAAUCUAUAUACAAGUAAUAGGGGGGUUUGGUUUAAUGGUUUUAUGCCAUGUCUUAAGUGCCAGUCCAUUUUUUGAACUCUAAGAUUGUAGACAGAACAUAACAUUUUUACUUUUUCUAUUUAAAAGGUAAUAUAUGUUCAUUAGAAAAAAACUAAAAGCUUGCACAAAAGCAGCCAGAUUGUUAUUUUACUUUGCAAUUCCCAUUUCCAGAAGCAGAUAGUGAGUAUAUGAUAUUGGUCAGUUAAAGCUAUAGCCGCUUUGUUUUCAGAUGUUCUAGCCCAGCACUGUCCAACUGAAGUAUAAUUAAUGUGAGCCACGUAUAAUUUUUAUUUUAUUGUAGCCACAUUUAAAAAUAUUUUUAAAUGAAAUUAAUUUUGGAAAUUUAUAUAAUAUAUUCAAAAUGUGAAUAUAAAAGUUGAGUUUUUACAUUAUUUUUUCAUACUAACUCUCCAAAUUCUGGUAUAUUUUACAUUUAUAAACACAUCUCACCUUGGACUAGCCACAUUCCAAGUGCUCAAUAACCACAGGUUAAUAAAUGCAAUUCUAGAAUAAUAAUCACAAUGUGAAGCACUGUAUAAAGGACACGUGAAAUAGGUCUUGGUGGAAUUAUGGAUAGCAAAUGUGAAAUGUGGAAAUUAAUGUCAAUGUUCAGCAUUUUUUAAUGUCCUUUUCCUAAGAGGGUAGAAAAAGUAUUAUAACUUGCUAUUUUUUUAUG
Myotis lucifugus (little brown bat) is the source of this 2628-nucleotide messenger RNA. Its product is annotated as centrosomal protein of 162 kDa. The record is from RefSeq and is a predicted model, not a curated record. The transcript has 7 exons. Bases 4 to 1356 code for a protein of 450 amino acids. Gene Ontology annotation, biological process: cilium assembly. Gene Ontology annotation, cellular component: axonemal microtubule; centrosome; centriole. NCBI's taxonomy places the organism in Eukaryota, Metazoa, Chordata, Mammalia, Chiroptera, Vespertilionidae.